Molecule: messenger RNA, 3531 nt
Organism: Urocitellus parryii (Arctic ground squirrel)
Lineage: Eukaryota; Metazoa; Chordata; Mammalia; Rodentia; Sciuridae
Source: RefSeq, a predicted model, not a curated record
AGGAGAGCGGAAGUGGCGUUGGUCUGGCCGGAGCCCUUGGGUGAAAUUGUUAGGCGUGGAGAGGGAGUGAUGUCUUCCAGACUCGGUGCAGUCCCCGCUACCCCGGGACCCACGUCCUUUAAGCAGCAGAGGAGCACCAGGAUCGUGGGAGCUAAGAAAUUGGAUCAUUUCUAUUGCUCUGUCUUCAAGUUCACAGACUCUUUCCUCAGUCAUCUUCAUUCUGCUACUGAACCCAUGCAUGCCGAGAAUCGAACCCAGUGCCUCACACAUGCCAGUAGCAGGACCCAGUGCUCCAUAAAGGAUAAUAGUUUCCAGUACACUAUCCCUCACGAUGAUUCCUUAAGCGGCUCAUCAUCUGCCUCUUCAUGUGAACCAGUGAGUGAUUUUCCAGCAUCCUUCCGAAAAUCUACCUACUGGAUGAAAAUGAGGAGAAUCAAACCAGCUGGAACUUCUCGUACUGAAGGGUCAGGUGGAGUAUCAGCAAAAGGAAAAAGGAAACCCAAGCAGGAAGAAGAUGAAGAUUAUGGUGAAUUUCCUCAGAAAAAGCAUAAGCUUUAUGGGAGGAAGCAACGGCCUAAAACUCAGCCUAAUCCCAAAUCCCAGGCUCGUCGUAUUCGGAAGGAACCACCAGUUUAUGCAGCAGGCAGUUUGGAAGAACAAUGGUACUUAGAAAUCGUGGAUAAAGGCAGUGUUUCCUGUCCUACCUGCCAGGCAGUUGGGAGGAAGACCAUAGAAGGUUUAAAGAAACACAUGGAAAACUGCAAACAGGAAAUGUUUACUUGCCAUCAUUGUGGGAAACAACUUCGUUCACUGGCAGGGAUGAAGUAUCAUGUCAUGGCGAAUCAUAAUAGUUUGCCCAUUUUGAAGGCUGGAGAUGAAAUAGAUGAACCAAGUGAGAGGGAACGGCUUCGAACAGUCCUAAAGAGACUGGGAAAGCUCAGGUGCAUGCGUGAGAGUUGCUCCAGUACCUUCACCAGCAUUAUGGGAUAUCUAUACCAUGUUAGAAAAUGUGGCAAAGGGGCUGCAGAGCUGGAGAAGAUGACUCUGAAGUGUCACCACUGUGGAAAACCAUAUAGAUCGAAGGCUGGACUUGCAUAUCACCUGAGGUCAGAGCAUGGGCCUAUUUCCUUCUUUCCAGAGUCGGGACAGCCAGAGUGCUUAAAAGAUAUGAGCCUGGAGCCAAAAAGUGGGGGGCGAGUUCAGAGGCGUUCUGCCAAGAUAGCUGUAUACCACUUGCAGGAGCUGGCCUCUGCUGAACUGGCCAAGGAGUGGCCUAAGAGGAAGGUGCUUCAGGACCUGGUACCUGAUGAUCGAAAGUUAAAAUAUACUCGCCCUGGGCUACCUACCUUCAGCCAGGAAGUACUACACAAGUGGAAGACAGAUAUCAAGAAGUAUCAUCGUAUUCAGUGUCCUAACCAGGGUUGUGAGGCUGUCUACAGUAGUGUAUCUGGCCUUAAAGCUCACCUGGGCUCUUGUACAUUGGGAAACUUUGUGGCUGGAAAAUACAAGUGUCUUCUAUGUCAGAAAGAAUUUGUAUCGGAGAGUGGUGUCAAGUAUCACAUCAACUCUGUCCAUGCUGAGGAUUGGUUUGUUGUAAAUCCAACAACCACCAAAAGUUUCGAAAAGCUGAUGAAGAUAAAGCAGCGGCAGCAGGAAGAAGAAAAGCGGAGGCAGCAGCACAGGAGCAGAAGGUCUCUUAGAAGGCGGCAGCAGCCUGGCAUUGAGCUUCCUGAAACUGAGCUGAGUCUUAGAGUAGGGAAGGAUCAGAGGAGGAAUAAUGAGGAACUGGUCGUGUCGACCUCCUGUAAGGAAUCAGAGCAGGAGCCAGUGCCCGCACAGUUCCAGAAAGUAAAGCCCCCAAAGACGAAUCAUAAACGAGGAAGGAAAUAGGUAGUCAGUGAAAGUGCUCCUAGGAGAGUGAAUGUGAUGCUCUUGUCACAGGGAACUAUGUGGGGAGGCCUGAGUGGUGGGGCUGAGCGAAGAUGCUUUCAGCUAUUCGUGUAAGGCUGUGACUUUCUCAGCUCCUUUCUCCUGUGUAAAUUUCAUUGUCUUCUCUACUAACUCACUUUCAUUCUCCCUCUUUCCCCUUUUAGUAGGUUUUCCUACUAUUCCUCUUUGGAGUCCUCUUGUUUUUCUCUUCUCUUGCCCAAAGAGCUCCCUCUUAAGGCCAAGUAUAUGCCCCUCUUGCCCUAUUCAAGAUUAAGAAACCUGUUUGGUUGUCUUUUCCUUCCUGGGGUUUGAAUGUUCUUGGAAGCUCCAUUGAUUUAGUAGCCAUUCCAUCAUCUAGCUUAUAAAACAAUUCCAAACGAAUUUUUUAAAACCAUACUGGUUUAUCAUUUUGUAUUUGUGAUAUUGUUAUAGAAGCUAGAACUGUUGUCACUUAUAUAGUAGGUUACCCUGUCCUCUUGGGAAGCAAAACUUUAUGGAGGCUGUUGUGUGUCCUCAAUAUGGUUUUAGGAUUGAAAGUAAGAAAAGGACUUAGUAAGAAAAAGUUAGAACCUCCCUCCACUGGUUAUACUGGGAAAUCUUUCUACCAGGUAGCAGUGACUAACUAGACCCACAGGCAUGAAAAGCAGCCUUAGRAGUAAUGUGGCCCAAACAUUAAAAUGACUAGAAAGAAAAAAGUAGAAGCAAUAAAUACUGCUCCAAACUUUCUGGGGCCUGAAGUCUCAUCUGUUGCAAUGAUGCCCUCCUGAAGCUUGCUUUUGCUCCCUUGAUUCUAAGGAUUGAGAAAUGUCACAAUGCCCCUGACACAGUAGCCUACUGCUCCUGGUAAUGCCAUUAAGAUUGGAAAUCAUGGUGCACAUUCCUUCUGCCCUGGAUUUUACCUCACUUGUUAGUCUAUAAUCCUGCUAAGUCCUCAUCCAUUCCUUUAGACAACCCUGUGUCUGAAUUUUCUGAGAAUAUUGUCCUUCUAUCCUCUUUUAUAUAUGAAGUUCUAUCCUCUUUAUAUUCUGACACUUUGACACCAGAUGUAGAUAUUAAUCUGGAGCUGGAAAGUAAAGUUCUUUUUCUGUACCUCAUACUUACCUGGUAAUGUUUAAUGGACUCUUCCCCUUUGAGGGUGGCUUUCUCUGGAGUAUUGGUUAGAGCAGCAUUGUGUUUCUGGAUUCUCUUUCCCCUUUUGCAUAAAAUGUUGGUCUUAUAUAUUCUUGCCUAUUUUGUGGCAUAUGCCACUUAAAAAAUUAGACUUGAUGUGGAUGAAUACUACCUUUCAAAUUCUGAAGGCUAUUACCACCCUUUAACUCUGUUGUUUGUGCUCCUCUGAAUAGCUUUAACAUGUGGGCUUUUGUGAAGACCACUUUCAAACAAGGGAGCAUUGAAACCUGGAUUAGAUACUGCCAGAAUAGGUAGUUUUGAAACAAGUGAAGGAAAUGGAAUGUCUACACUACAUUUUUAUUGGUAGUUGCAUCCUUAAAACCUUUCAGUAGAUGAGGGUUGUCAGGGAGGAGAAAUGAAGAAGCUAUGUUAAUUUCUGGUGAGUAAGACUUGGGGAAUGUUUGGCAAUGACAAAAGAAAUAAAUGGCUCUC